AUGGCGCGGCUGCUGCGAUUGCCGUGCGGCAGUUCGCAGGCUUUCUGCGGCCAUUUGUGGCGAUGCACAGUGCCGUCGUUUCGGCCUUUUGCGUAUGGCCUCGGCGCCUCGAGGCCAACCACAGAAAGGGCAGAUGUUAACCUGCCGGCACGUGCUUGGGCGCUGGCCACCCAGGAGGCCCGGGAAGAGGGCGAUGAGCAGGCCUGGCUGGACUUCGAGGACCGGGCGCUUGAGCGAUGCGGCCAUUGGCGAGGCCCCGAGAUGGUCCAGGUGCUGCAUGCCUGCGCCGUGGCGCAGCGGCGGCCGAAACGUUUGCUGGCCAAGUUGGCGAAGGACAUCCCGGACAAGCUGCCGCAGUUCGAUGCCUCUGCGCUCUGUGUUUGUCUGCACACCUUUGCCCAGCUGCGUUCGCGUGAUGCUUCCUUGUUCUCGGUGGUGACGCGGCGUCUGCUGCAUCCAGAUCGCAAAGAAGAGCUGAGCCCAUCUCAUGUCUCCUCCCUGCUCUACUCGCACGCGCGGAUCCUGCAGUUUGACAAAGAGCUUGUGAGGCUUGCGAAGAAGAGCUUGGCGGACGAGCGGUUUGCCUUCGAAAUGGAGGACAUGGCGACAGUGCUCCAAGCUUUUGCAACCCUGCGUGCCGAGGAUCUCCGGCUCUCGGGCCGCAGCGCCCGGCGCGUGGCAGAGGCAGCCCCCGCUGCGCCUUUGCCGCUGCUCGCGGACCUGCUUGAGGAAUCAGAGAAGGUGCCGGGUAAGUGCAAGAGUGCAACAGUGCAAGUGGUGUCGCUGGUGGCCGGUACCCUCACUGGGUUCCUGGUGAUCUUCCGUGACGUCAGCUUUGCCUUGGUCUACUGCGCGCCCCACGCGCUGCGGCACCAGCAGGCGGUGGUCACAGCAUCGCUGCUGCUUUCGUCGGCCGUCGCCCAAUGCGUGUAUUCCUGGCGGCACAGCUUUCCCACAGUCGUGGCCUGCGCUUCGUCGCUGGCUGUUCCGUUUCAGAGUGCUAUGGCUGCGUCGAUUGCGAGCAAGCUGGGCAACGAGUCCGAGUCAGUGUUGGCGACGGUCCUCUGCAGCUUCUCGCUCACCGCCUUGGCCUAUGGGCUCCUCAUCUUCCUCCUCUCCUUCGUGCCCAUCCUGGACCAUCUCAAGGGCGCAUUCCCGCAGCCAGUCAUGUGUGCCUUCUUCUUGGUUGCAGGCAUCGGCAUGCUUCAGGGCGCCCUGGAGCUUGUAAGCGGGCAGCCUCUGUUUGGCAGCCAUGACCUCGAGGCAACUGCCUACGCCCAAAUGGCUCUGACGGUGCUUGUGGGCGCCGCUAACCGUGCGGGCUCGAAGUGGCUGCGGCACUUCGCCGUGCUGCCCGCCAGCCUUUGUCUUCAGAUCCUGGGCUUCUUCCUUGCUCUGGGCCUCCUGGGUCAGAAUCUCUCGGCUGCGAGGGAAGAAGGCUGGCUUUGGGAGCCGAUGGCACCCGUGACCUUGGCGGGUCUGCCACUGCCCAGUGAAGUGCAGUGGCCGGUGGUGGGAUCCCAGCUGAGCUCAAUGCUGUCCCUGGUCGUCAUGCUGGUCGUGGACUUGACGACCACGCUGCUUCCCCUGGAGCUGAUGACGCCAACAAAAUCCCUACAGAUGGAUGAAGAGUUUCGCACUGCUGGCUGCUCUUCACUGGCGGGGGGCGUCUUCGGCGGCGUCUCGUAUGUGUCUUUGUCGCCCACGCGCUUGAACGUGGAUGCUGGCGGUGAGGGGCGCGAGACUGGACUCAUCUCGGCUGGGCUUUGCGUGCUCUGGAUCUGGCUUGGACCGGAGCUCACCGCUGGAGUGCCGAAAUUCGUGGUUGGAGGCAUGCUCUGUCACCUGGCCUUCGGCUACAUCCUCGAUGGUCUUUGGGAACCAAGGGCACUGUUGUCCCACGGAGAUUAUGCCAUCAUCCUGGCCAUGGUGCUGUACUACCUGGCCACGGAUCUAGUGCCCGCCAUUCUGGUGGGUCUGGCUCUUUGCAGCUUCAACUUUAUGCUGCGCUACUCGCAGAGUGGGCCGCUCGAGUUUGUCACCACCGCAGGCGAGGCGGCCAUGUUUUCAAACCGCUUUCGCUCCACCGAGGACCGCUUGUACCUCAAGACCUCCCGAGGCAUCGUGGUCGCCCGGACCUUCUGCAGCCAGCUUUUUUUUGGCUCCAUCGCGGCCAUCCUCUCGGAGGUGGGCCCUUGGCUCAAGGAUGGGCGCUUUCUUUUGCUGGACUUGUCCAGCUUGCGCUCCAUCGACUCCUCGGCACUGGCGGGUUUCCGCAAGCUGCCUCCGCACGUGCAGACCGUCGCAGUGGGGCUGCCAUUGCAGCUGGACACGCAGGUUCGUCGUGCAGGCCUCCCGGUUUGCAUCUUCCAGUCCAUCGACGAAGCUUUGGAGUGGUGCGAGGACCACGUCCUGAAGUUCAGGUACCUGGAGAAGAAUUCGACGGACCUGAAUUCCUAUCUCCUGGGUCGUCCAAGCAACAAUCCGUCUCUGCCUGCACCGGAUGAACCAAGGAUUGAUGGCGCUGCUGUCUCUGCAGCUGUCGCCCGUGCCUUGGGCUCCGGCCUUGAGGACUUGGAGGAUCUGCUGGAACAGGUACCAGUUCGGGCCCGCGAGGUUGUUUUUCGCGAAGGCUUGGCGGCCGAAGGUCUCUAUGUGGUUGUCAGUGGUGCUCUGCAGAUCCAGCAUGGCAGCCAGCGCGGUAUCGUGCUCGGUCCAGGAGAGAUUGCCGUGGAUGUGAACAUAAAGCGUAUCUUCGGGCAGCAAGCUGAAGCUCGCCGCGGUAAACCCGUGUCAGCUGGCGAUCUCCUUUGCGAGGCUGCGCUGUAUGGGCCCUUGCUGCACACGUCGUCGCUCAUCGCGGACACGCCCUCGCUGCUGCUCCUGCUCAGACGGGACAAGCUGCUGCUUGCUGAGAAGCGGUAUCCACAGGCUGCUAUUGCCCUGCACCGCCGACUGCUGGUGUCGCAAAUGCAGAAGACGGGCGCAUGGCCUGCCGUCGCACCGGAGGUGUUGUCCUCCCGCCGGACCGCCAGCCUGUGA
Symbiodinium natans is the source of this 3042-nucleotide messenger RNA. The record is from the annotation of a GenBank genome assembly. Lineage: Eukaryota; Dinophyceae; Suessiales; Symbiodiniaceae.